AUGCCGGAAUGCUUCACUGACGCGAAAGGCCAGUGGUGGGUCACAGAGACCGUAUGGCUGACAUCCGCCGCCGACAUCCUCGCUGCUUCGGCAGCACUUCAGUCGGGAGAGCGUGGGGCGUACGGGUGCCAAAACCAAAACGGCGUGAUGUGUUAUUUCAAGAACCAGACCCGGCGCGCAACCGAUGCCGAUAUCACUCAAGCCCUGAGUAGGAGGACUCGGGAGCAACGAAUUCAAAUGCUCUUUGGACCCGACAGCGACUAG
This is a messenger RNA of Aspergillus puulaauensis, 264 nucleotides long. RefSeq lists its product as uncharacterized. NCBI's taxonomy places the organism in Eukaryota, Fungi, Ascomycota, Eurotiomycetes, Eurotiales, Aspergillaceae. Bases 1 to 264 code for a protein of 87 amino acids. The record is from RefSeq and is a predicted model, not a curated record. The transcript has a single exon.